Molecule: messenger RNA, 4448 nt
Organism: Topomyia yanbarensis
Lineage: Eukaryota; Metazoa; Arthropoda; Insecta; Diptera; Culicidae
Product: mediator of DNA damage checkpoint protein 1-like
Exons: 7
Coding region: 167-3508 (1113 amino acids)
Cellular component (GO): MLL3/4 complex
Molecular function (GO): protein binding
Source: RefSeq, a predicted model, not a curated record
ACAAACUUGUUCAUUCAGGAAAUGCCGAACGGCAGGGAUGUUUUGUUUUGUUGUUAAAUUUUGUUUCGUAUUUCGUUGAAAUAAACGAUAAAAGCCGUCAUUUUACGUUAAUUAUAUUUGCCGAGGAUUUUCUGCUGCUUACCUUCUAAUUGAACACUAAACUCUGAUGGAUUGCCAGAUGUUUCUCAUCGUUGGCGACGAUCGACACAGGCUCAAGGAAGGAAUUACGCUCAUCGGGUCGGCGGAGAACGAUCGGUACAGUGUUAUCCGGUUGCAAGAUGGGUCGGUAUGUCCUAAACAUGCAGCUAUUCGUUGCACCCCAACGACACGAGAUGCCCACGUGAUCGACCUGUGCUCCCACGCUGGCACGCUGCUAACGGAUGACCGCGUUCGAAGCAAACGAAUACCAGCCCUGGAAUGGCAUAAAAUAUAUGGCAACAAAAUAAAGCUUGCCUUCGGAACUACCGUAUGCCAACUGGAGAUAUCCAAUGGAGACCGGAAGUCUAAUAUCAGCUCUGCUUCUUUCUUUGACGGUUCCAUCGAUUCAAUCGAUUGUAGCCUGGAUGAAGCCCCACAGAUACGAUCCCGGCUUGUUACAACAAAACAAUCCAAUAGUAGUAGUAGUAACACGUUCGGUGCCAGUGCUGCCAUUCAAGAACACAGCGUGUCGACAUCAGCAAAUAAUGUAUCCAUCACACGAGAGAGCUUUAUAGUUCCCUCAACGCAACAGAUUGCCGAUCGAACCAGUCUCGUACAUAAUUCCACGUCAGCUAAAGAAUCUCGGAACAGUGUUCAACAGGCUAGCGUAGACGAUGACGACGAUCUGUUCUACAUUCCGGAAACACAGGAAUGUAUCGAGCAAGCUAAUGAGUCGGAGAUUAUUGGUCCAAUCAGUAACACCGGUGUCCGUGACGAGAAGGAGGACGAUUUUCUACCGUUCGAAACCGAGGACGAUGAAAAUACCGGUGAUGGUCUUUUCAACAAUCCUUACGUCGAACAGUCGCAAGAUCUUGUACAGAAUUUAGAGAAAUCGAAUAAAACGAACGAACACCGAAAAUCUAUUCAACCCGACCGUUCUGUCGAUUCUAUUUCGUUCCGCGGAAAACUGGUACCGGAUGAAACCGAUGAAGAUUUAAGUAAAAUCGAAUGGAACGAUUCGAAAGCUACCAGCACUGGUAAAGUUGGCGAGGAAGAUGUCAGUAAGGAACGAGAGGGAUCUGUUACUCCUGAUAUUUUAUUUGACCGGCCAGAAUCUGUGCGAUCGUUAGGUUUACUGAUACCCCAGGAAGGCCGCGUGGAAUCUGUUACACCUGAUCUUGAGUUUGAUCGAAUAACUCCACAGCAACCAGAUCCGACCUUAGCUAGGAAGCUGUCGCUCAGAAAAGAUUCAUCCGAAAGCUUAAAGGAACCCGUGCUAGAUAUAGAUGAUGUACGGGUCGAGUCUGUAACACCUGAUCUUGAUUUUGAAAAGAAAAAUCCGGAAGAGAUCUCUGAGGAAGACCCAUAUCUACAAGAAACACAAUUCCUGGCUCCUGAACCCAACCCGGGCGUCCAUGCAUCGACCAGUGCCUAUGACUUGGCUACCCAGUUAGAUCCUCUAAUCAGUGGUAGGGAAUCAUCUAAAUUCCAAGCCCCUACCACUUACGAUGUGCUCACCCAGAAAUUGCCCGGUGUGAAACUAAACUCCACUCGAUCUUUACAACGCGAAAUUGUUAUCCCAGUGAAUGAUUUGCGACGGAACAGGAAAGACAUUUCGAUUCGAGUCAACAAAGAGAUUGAGCUGGAUCCGUUCCUGCUUGCCACUCAACCACUGCCCGUGGAUGGCUUAUGUGACGUAUACGAUCUGCAGACGCAACCCCUAGGGAAGCACGCAGAUGAUCAAGUUGUAGUAGACGAUGAUAACGUAAAUGAUACGGUUCCAUUGUUAUUACCAGUCCCAUCACCACCACCACCACCUAGCGAUGAUAUCUACGAUUUGCAAACACAGCUACUGGAAGCCAAAGGUUCUUAUAGCAGUUUACCCGAUGAUGAUCCCGAAAUGAGCAAGCUCUUCCGACCACCUGUUAACAGUACCUGCCGACAGUCGGUGCUAGUGAAGCAAAUCGAUUCCCACGAAGAGGAACAGGAAAAAAUCAUGAAAACUGGUCAGUUGAAUAUUUCUCCAUCUUCCAACAAGGAAAAUCAGGAUGAGAUAAGCCAGCCAGACAAGAUAAAGUUGGGCGUUGCUAAAAGAAAACUGUCCGUUCUCGCGCCAGAGAACGAGGAUACAGUGGAGCUUAGCCAAUCGGACGAAGAGUACUGUCUAGCAGCAACGAUGCCCAUUACAGAAGCUGGUAAUCAGAGUAAAGAGAGCAACACAUCAACCAAAAAAACCUCCCGCAAAAAGGGGAAAAGCGUCUCUUCGAAGACCGGAUCCGCUUUCAAAGUACCUGAUAACCGUAGCGUAACGUCCAGCACCAAAAGUUCGAUUACAAGCGCACCGCAGACACCUCACCCACAAGAGGGCUCUGGUUCGGAACCGUUCGAUUUUAAUACCCCGGAGCAUCCUUUCCUGAACGUGGUAAAGAAGGAGAAAAUCUUAGCCGUAUCAGAUAUGCUCAAAAGCCAUACCACAGUGAAAACCGAUAACGUGACGCGUAAGUACAAGUACAUUUUUGGCGAUAGUUCCGAUGAGGAUCAGGAACCGAAUGAACCAGUGUUUGUAAAAAAAGACAGCAAAAUACAAGUUAUGAAAUAUGAUAAAGAAGAGAAAGCCGAGGUAAAGAAAGCCAAGGUUAACAAGAUUCCGGAGAGACGAUCAAAGCGAGAUAAAAAGAAGACUGAGCGAUAUUCUGAUGAUGAAGAGGACAGCAAGAGUACAAGGUCAGCAAAAUCUAAGUCGAGCAGAGGAAGCACUCGAAGUAUAGCCACUGAUAAUACUUUAAAACCGAAGGUUGAUGAAUCAGUCGAUUAUCAGCCGCUUAAGAAACUCGAAGAAUCAACUAAAACCAGAAAGAGAAAAGCUGCUGAAGAACCUACUGUGACUGUUCCUGUCGUCUCAGAUAGUAUAGCCCCAAAAGCAAGCAAGUCUAAAAAAUCUGACAUUGAGGCAAUCGAGCCGAAGGCCGGUCCUUCGAAAUCCGACGAGCAACCUAUGACGAAGCGCUCGAGUCGUCUCCGUCGAGCGGCAACAGAGGAGAUCAAAGUAAGUGAUCCAUCUAAGGCAGUCAAUAAAACUGUCCCUACCGUGGAGGUAAGUCAUGACAAAAAAACCGACCUCGCUAUACGCAUCCGACCAUCGAGACGAGUAGCGACAACAGUCAUUGGUAAGCUUCCCACCGAUGCAGAUGAAGAUCAAGCUGUAUCGAGUGCCUCGGAAGCAGCCAACACCAGUGCUUCCGGUUCGGAGUCAUCCGGUACCCGCAAAUCGUCUCGGGCCGCAAAACCGCGCCUAAUGUUCACGAAGAUGAGUCCGGAACCGUACAGGCGCAUGAUAACGAGAGCUGCGUCUCGAAAAAUGCAACGCUAAUAUCAUUCAAACGCUUUAUCUAGGGUACCGAUGGAUAUGAAUAUCGACAUUUUGUAGUUUGUAGAUGUGUUUUUUUUGUUAAUUAGCGUAGAUUUUUUUUGUUAAUCAGCGUAGAUUUUUUUUUGUUGAGAAUUUACAUUAUUUCUUUUCAGUUAUGCUGCGAAUUAGACAUGUUUUGUUCCGCUGUAGCAUAAGCUUGCUUUGUAAUCCAGUAGAAAAAUAAUAAAUGACAUUCCUUUCAAAUUAGUGCAUGCUUUCUCAGGGGCGCAUUCUAUGUAGUUCAUCAUACUAAGCCAAUUUAUACAUUUUUGAUAAGACGUCAUUUCCCGAAAAACCAUUUCUAGGAAAACUAUUCCCAGGAAACCAAUUCUCGGAAAGUGUCAUUCCCCAGAAAACAUCAUUCCUCAGCAUGUCGACCAUCCUGAAAUCUUUAUGUGAUCAGCUGUCAAUUCAAUCAAACUCAGUAGUGAACCUAGUGGUGAUUACAAUUACCUUUAAAUAGACCGCUACAUUGUGCACACCUUUGUUGUGCUUUGGAUUGUUCGCUCUACAGAUAUCACUAAACAAUAUUCCAUAGCGAAUAUCACAUCACAUCGAUGAUAGAGCAGUGAGUACAUGGCCAAAUUCCCCCUGAUGGUGCAAAACUGAUAAGCAACGCAACAAAUCUUAUUUCUGUCUUCUUGUUCAAUAUUAGUGUGAUGAGCUAGAGACUGGUAUCUGGGAAAAUACACAUCGUUUGAUCUGGUUAGGAUGAUGACUGAUAUCUCAUGUUUUAGUCGAUGGUUCAUCUAUUGAUUAAGUGGGACCUUCUAUAAAUUAGAAUACGUACUUUAUUAAAUUACUAUAUUCUCACAAUCGUAAGUCCCUCUCAUAGGCUGAAUCAAUUGACAGUAAUUUUAACAUCUUCAAGCAAUAUUAUAUGCAUCGUUAGAAAUAAAUU